AGAGCAGCUCCUGUGCUCCAUCCUGUACGGUGUGCAGAUCUCCGAGUUUAAACAUCAACACGAAGGGAGAUUGCCCUGCGAUAGUAUUUACUAUCUACCCCAAAGAUACUUCACCCAACCAGUGUGUGACAGGCGGACCACGAGUACCGGUGAGGUACCAUGGUCCCUUACCAUGUCCACCGCCUUCCCUGGGGAACUAAUAUGGCACUAGAUGGAUUAUCGUUUCUUCAUUUUUUUUUUGUGUUUAGAUUUUGAUUACCCCGGAUUCCUCCCUGGUUCACUGGCGUGUGACGGCUCACCGACUUUAUUUAAUCCUUUAUCAUCCUCCCACAUCCCACCCGAGUCCAUUUCUUCUUUUCUUCCCUAGCUAUGGGGUGGCGUUAUCCCCGUAUAGUCAUCGGUUGAGAUCUUAUCUCGCGGGUCGUGACGGAAUUCCCUGACCUGAGAAAAGGAGGGAGACUGCCGCGUCUUCGAGUUAGAUACUAUCCUUGCCCUAAUUUUUAUUAUUUAUUGCUUUACUAUUGAGAAACGCUGUACGACACUUGCGUCACGAAUUCGGUUCCCUACAGCUGGUCAUUGCUGGGAUAUCCGGGGCAGAUUACAGAAUUAGUUGCUGGCCCCACCGAUACAUUUGAUUUCACGCGAACAUCUAAACAUUUUCGUUGCAGCAAAAAUGGCGGCCACAGAAGCAACAGCUGGUGAACACGCAGAGGCUAGUUCCCAAAGACCAUCCUCAGGUCGCUGGUGGAAAAGAGUAUUGAAUCCAUCGUCUGCCGAUGAUGUGGAGCUCAAUCAAGACAACAUUAACUAUCGCUCCAAGUCAACCUUGGGAAUUCUCAGCGACAAGGAAACUGAUGAAGUACCUGGAACCGUCCUUCUGCUAUCGUCAAACCGCAAUGAGCCAUUGGGGCUGAGGCAUCAGCCGCAGCGCACAUCCCGCUCGUCCCUCCCAUCUCCAUAUCCCCCGUCGCGUUCAUCUUCGCGUACCUCAGCAAAAGGUCGGCCGUCUAAGAAGAAGACCGCGGAUGGGCAGAUCGUCUUGGACCCACAGCCUGACGAUUCAAUGAACGACCCGUUAAACUGGCCGGUCUGGCGUCGAGAUGCCGCACUGUUAUCGCUGGGCUUCUAUUGUCUGAUGGGAGGUGGAAUGACAACGAUCCUGGCUGCUGGUUUCUCGCAGGUCGCGGAUACCUAUGGCGUGUCCACUCAACAGGUGGCCUACACCACAGGCCUGUAUAUGUUGGGCCUCGGAGUGGGAUCCGUCAUCAUGUCCCCGACCGCGAUUCUGUAUGGAAAACGGCCGGUCUACCUUCUCGGCGCCACACUUUUCGUUAUCUCAGGCGUCUGGUGUGCCCUCUCUCCCAAUUACCCCAGUCUUGUCGUUGCCCGCGUUUUCCAAGGAAUCGCGGUGAGUCCGGUGGAGUGUCUACCCUCCGCGACCAUUGCCGAGAUUUACUUUUUACACGAACGGGCCUACCGAGUUGGGAUUUAUACCCUUCUCCUCUUGGGAGGGAAGAAUUUGAUCCCUUUGGUGAGUGCGGCCAUUAUCGGCAACUUGGGCUGGCGUUGGGUGUUCUGGGUUGUUGCUAUUGUGGUGGGGGCUUGCCUGGUCUUGUUGUUUUUCUUUGUCCCGGAAACAUUCUGGGAUCGUACCCCUCGCCCCCGCGCGCGCAAACGUCCGCAUUUGUAUCGGAGCGUGUCAGACCUGGUCUCUCAGGGCAUUCGCGGGCGCCCGACACAUGUACAGCGACUUGAAGAUGAUAUUCCGGAGACUAACACGAACUCCGCGCUGCCCAAGAAGUCCAAGAAGGGCCAUGUUGGAUUCGUAGAGGACCAUGAUGCGGAAGCUCAUUCUCCUGACGAAAAGGACGCAGCAGCAGACCAUGACCGGGAUUCGAUCGCGCCGGAUGCUCCAGGCGAGGAUCAUGUACACUUCGCCCACAACGCCGAUCCGGAGAAGGCCGAUGGGUUUCUCCAGCCCCCUGCCCCGGUCGCUCCUGGCCCCGAGCGUCCAUCCGAUCUGGGAGUUGGUCGCCAGGCUGCCAUAUCUCCGGCUCGCAGCGAUUCGCUUGAUCCCGGCGCCCCGACGAAUGGAUCGAUGCAUUAUACGAAUUGGCUUCGGGAGCGACCCCAGAUGCCGUAUCUACACUAUCUCCGGGUUUGGAACGGUCGAAUCAACCAUGACAACUGGAUACGAGUGGCCGUGCGCCCGUUCAUUCUAUUUGCCUACCCAGCCGUGCUGUGGUCGGCAGUUGUUUACGCGCUCUCGGUCGGGUGGUUGAUUGUCCUAUCCGAGUCUGUCGCCAAAGUCUACGAAACACGAGACACUUACAACUUCACCGCCCUGCAAGUUGGACUCGUGUACAUCUCGCCGUUUGUGGGAGGCUUACUAGGGACCGCCGUGGCCGGAAAGGUCUCCGAUGUGAUUGUCCGAUACAUGACCCGGCGUAAUGGCGGCGUCUACGAACCCGAGUUUCGGCUGGUGAUGGCGAUCCCCAUCGCAUUAUCGACCACGGCGGGACUGAUGGGAUUCGGAUGGAGCGCCGAGGAGAAGAAUGCAUGGAUUGUGCCCACAAUCUUUUUCGGCUUGGUUUCGUUUGGAUGCUGCCUAGGUAGCACGACCUCCAUCACGUUCUGCGUCGAUAGUUAUCGCCAAUAUGCUGGUGAAGCCUUGGUAACUCUGAACUGGAGCAAAAAUGUAUUCCACGGACUGGUCUUCUCGUUAUUCAUUGUCGACUGGCUGAACGGGCAAGGCUCUCAGACCGUGUAUUUGGCCCUGGGUGGGAUUCAAUUGGGAUGCCUUCUCUUUACAAUCCCCAUGUAUAUUUAUGGCAAGCGACUUCGGAUGUGGACCGUCCGGAAACGCCUGAUGGAGAAAUGGUAGAUACAGUGCUCGAGGUUGUACUACCUUUCGGAGCAACCUUUGAUGAGUUAUGAUUGGACGUAUGUGUCAUGGACGUUCCAGUAUAUAUGCAUCGUUACGUGCCUGCAUCGUCAUGAUGUGCAUUAUAGAUGUCGAGCUAGUAUGUAUAUAGUAUAGAGUGCAAUCAACUUUAUCUGUCUGAAAC
Messenger RNA from Aspergillus pseudonomiae, 3068 nucleotides. RefSeq names its product putative MFS transporter. The transcript has 3 exons. The record is from RefSeq and is a predicted model, not a curated record. NCBI's taxonomy places the organism in Eukaryota, Fungi, Ascomycota, Eurotiomycetes, Eurotiales, Aspergillaceae. Gene Ontology annotation, molecular function: transmembrane transporter activity. Gene Ontology annotation, biological process: transmembrane transport. The coding region runs from base 674 to 2884 and encodes 736 amino acids.